Dermacentor silvarum is the source of this 2145-nucleotide messenger RNA. RefSeq lists its product as uncharacterized. Gene Ontology annotation, molecular function: serine-type endopeptidase inhibitor activity. NCBI's taxonomy places the organism in Eukaryota, Metazoa, Arthropoda, Arachnida, Ixodida, Ixodidae. Bases 190 to 1998 code for a protein of 602 amino acids. The transcript has 5 exons. The record is from RefSeq and is a predicted model, not a curated record.
UGGUCCUUCGCCCCCUUUUUCCGCUCGUGUUCGCUUUCCGUAGACUGCUUGUUUUUUGUUGCCGUUUCGAUUCACACUUAAGUGCUACAGCUGGCACGGUUUAAGUUCUGUUGCAUCAACGCCCCGCAACGCGAGCCAUAGAGCGCCACGACGAAGCCGUACUGCGGUGCGUGAUCAACUGUUGCAGGAAUGAAUCCAGGCGUCGUCCUAGUCUCAUUUUGCCUCGUCCUUCUCGGCACAUGGAGGGCAAGCCUGGCGAUGACAGAACCAUUUUUCACCCAUAUGGCAUCUUGCGUGGGAGAACCGAUCACAGCCGUCAGUGUACCUCAGAAAGAUCAGGCAGCACUAGCAGCAUGGAACAACCUCUUCAGGCAAAGUGCUGGUGGCAAUGUUGGUAGUGGAGCAGCCUUCGCCCAACUCUUCCAGAAAGCCAAGGGUGUCGCGACGAGCUCGAUCGUUCUGCUCAGAAGAUGGAACCGGUGCUUGAAGAUGGUGUGCGUGCCAGACACAUCUCUGAAGUCCGUGUCCUGCCGCUCCCUCUACUUUUCGUACAACCCGUACAAGCGCACCUGCACGCCUCAGAAGGGUUUCUGCCAGCGGACAAUCAACCACUUCGCUUCGUUGGAAGACUGCCGGAUAGCCUGCACUAGCUCUAGCUCAAGUGAAAGCGGCCGUGCGGCUGCGCCAAUACCACAAGACACCGAAGUCAGACUGGUCAUUCUUCGCAAAAAGAACGGCGCAUCCGUGACUUUAGUGAACAGCACGCUUAAGGUGCCACAGAAGAAAAACCUUUUCUUUGUCGGCUACCUUCUUCCAGACCCGUAUGGUCCUCUGGUAGGAAUAUCGAAAAGCAGCGUUCAUCCGCAAAGUUCAGUCACCAAGGUUGCCGUCAAAAAACCCGAAGUUGCUAAAAUGAAGGCUCUCCCAAGUGCGCCUAAGCAAGCUUGGCCGUCUUCCGUGAGUGGCGUCACAGAUUCUCCGCAGGGGUUACGAAGUGCUUCGCAACCAUCACCCCUGUUUCCUAAGCAAGUUCAAGGGACGUUUGGUACAAGUCAAAUGGCAGGACUCCAGCCGUCUAGAGGGGAAGCUGCUCCACCAAAAUCGCACUUGGCAAGCUUCACUCCUCAGAAGCCUCCACCACCUUUUGGAGCUGCAGGACCACAGCCUAACAUUCCUUCAAAGCCCGAGUUAGAAGGAACAGGUGCGUCCGAAAUGUCCUCCUUGGAACCGUCCGCUGUCGGCCAGAAAACUGUGUCCACCAUGCCACCAGUGCGACAAGCAGGACCUCUAGUAAGCGACAGUGGACCAGGAUUGUUCUCAGCUCGGCCACCUCAAAAUGGCUUGAUGGCUGGCAUGCCGCCAUCGCUGCCUCCCCGCGCAAGCACCGCACAGGGCCCACUUUCAGACGCAAGCCGGGCCCCGUCACUGCCUUCAACACGCGCGAGCGACUCGUCGAAUACGUCCCAGCCAAAACAGCUCAGCGACAUGUCGAUGCCAACAUCGCCUCCUGGCAUGGUAGACCCAUACAUCAGAAAUGAGCCCCCGAGAAACGCUCGUGUCGAGAAGGAAGCAUCGGAUUCGCCCUCAGAAAACGACACUGCGGCGUCGCGCCCGGACAAGUCGGCUGACCACGGAGCUUCCACAACGGCGGCGCCAGCAUCGAGUACUUCAGCGGCGGGACCGACGCAACCGCCGAAGGGCGAUCCGGCGAAAGCUCGGCACGCGCGGGAACUGCCGCUAAGAGAUUGGAUGCCGCAGCCUGUGGCUCCGAUAUCGCGGCGCAGCGCCAGGGAAGGCCCGUUGAGAGAACCGGUGGUAGAAGAAGAGAUUGUCCCUGAAAGGGCACCGCUGACGGGAAUUCGCACGGCGUAUCCUGUGCGCAGAAGCAUUGCCCUGCCCUUUACGACAUCCCGUCGCAGGCGAGAAGACGGCGGAGCGCGCUCGGUGCGCUGGGCGCACCGACCAGGAUCUCGCUUUCCCGCGUCCAUUUCACUCUAGCGGUGGGUAACCCGUGUGCAGCGUCUAUACAGUGGUAAUGAAGUGCGAGAAACUUCGUUUCCGCGAGCUUCGAAAGCUAAGGUAGUAAAAAAACUCCAUACGCGCAAUAAAACGUUUGCCGUCGCGUCUGAUCACUUCUGACGUUGA